AUGCGGGGUCUUCGAUGGUUUGGCCGGGCCGCCGGCUUGGUGGAGUGGGCCAGGGUACUGGGUUUCUCGAAACCAUUAUCUGGGUGCCCAGAGAACCUACAUCACGCAAAGAUGACGAAUCAGACUAUGCAAGUAGCACAGAUUGUGGAGUACAACAAGCCUUAUCGUUUAUGUGAACGGAAAGUCCCUGAAUGCGGCAAGAAUGAGCUUUUGGUCGAGAUUCGGGCGGCAGGCUUUUGCCAUUCAGAUCUGCAGGUCCUGCAGGGGCAUUUCCCAGCGCCUUUACCUUUGAUAGCAUCGCAUGAGCCUGCAGGUAUAGUACGACAGGUUGGAAGAAACGUUGCAGGCUCUUGGAAACCAGGCGACCGCGUUGGGGUUCUGAACUUCAAGAAAGCCUGCGGAGAGUGUGCUGGUUGCAGACAGCUUCAGCGGAAAGGGGGACGUAAGGAUCCUCGCUUUUGCCACAAGAGGGAAAUGGCUGGCUUCAAACACAAUGGUGCAUUUGCUCAAUACAUGAUCGCUGAUCCGGAAACGACUGUACAUUUGCCGGAAAGUGUUACCUUUGAGCAAGGGGCGCCGUUAAUGUGUGCAGGCGCGACAGCUUGGGGUGCUCUACAAAAGCUCCGACCAGAAGUGAAGUCUGGAGACACAGUAGGGAUCGUGGGUAUUGGUGGCGUGGGGAAUCUAGCUGUUCAGUUUGCUAAGGCGAUGGGUUACCGAGUCGUAGCAAUUGACAAUCGUCCAGAAGGGCGCCAACUAGCCAUUGAGGCCAAAGAGCAGCUGAUACCGGACCUCGUCAUAGAUCCAUCUGCGAUCGAUGCUGAUGAUCAAAUUUUGGCCUUCACCUCGGACGAAGGCCUCUCUGGCAUCGUAGUGUGUACGGAUUCGACCCAAGCAAACACUUGGAGUCUUCAGCAACUUGGGAGUAAAGGUGUUAUCGUGCCUCUAGGUCUGCCUAAAGAUAAAUGGCAGUUUGACUCCAAUGCGGUAGUCUUCCGGGAACUUACAAUUCGGGGUAGUUAUGUCGCCGACCGAGAGGAGGUGGAAGAGAUGUUCAAAGUCGUUGGAAAGUACGGAGUCGCAUCUCAUCUCACUAUGGUGGAGUUUAACCAGAUUCCUACCAUCGUCGACCGGUACUUGGAAAAAACGUUGAAAGGCAGAUUAGUCGACAAAAUGCUGCAGCUCUUGGGGUUGGUUGGAGUCGGAGAGUCGGACCCAUGUUACUCCAAAUGGUCGCCACCCUCGUCAAUGUACACCAUUGGCCAAGUAUCGUGA
Plenodomus lingam JN3 is the source of this 1275-nucleotide messenger RNA. NCBI's taxonomy places the organism in Eukaryota, Fungi, Ascomycota, Dothideomycetes, Pleosporales, Leptosphaeriaceae. The record is from RefSeq and is a predicted model, not a curated record.